Molecule: messenger RNA, 3544 nt
Organism: Zophobas morio
Lineage: Eukaryota; Metazoa; Arthropoda; Insecta; Coleoptera; Tenebrionidae
Exons: 35
Coding region: 63-3539 (1158 amino acids)
Biological process (GO): nuclear-transcribed mRNA catabolic process, nonsense-mediated decay
Cellular component (GO): telomerase holoenzyme complex
Molecular function (GO): telomeric repeat DNA binding; protein binding; telomerase RNA binding
Source: RefSeq, a predicted model, not a curated record
GAGCAUUAGAAAAAGCCAUAAUUGUAAAGUUUGCACAAAAAAAAUUCUUUUACCUAACGUGAAUGAGUAGCAAAGAAAGAGAAUCCUCUUCCCCUAGUUUUGUAGAAAUUCCUGUCGUUACAAUAACUUAUAAAGAACUUGAGGCCAAAGCAGAAGAAAUAAAAAACAAAAGAAGACUUCGAGAAAGAGAAAAAGGUCGUAGCAGUAAUUCCAAGCACGAGGCUGUGGCAAGAAAACUGUUACUAAAAAGCCUAAAUGGAGAGUCAUUGAAAACCACCAAGGCUAUAGAAGUUGCCGCUAGAAGAGCUGCUGAAGACCGUAGUUUUGGUCUUGAUAAAAGCUUUGAUAAUAAAAAGAAUUCUACCAAGAAUAGAGGUUUUAAGGUUGAAGAGGAAUGUAACGUUUACGAUCGGAAUAUUCCUUACACCAUAUCUGAUAACAGCGAGAGCGCUCUCGAAAAGGAUAAAAAAGAAUCGCGUAGAAGUAGAAGAUAUAAACCUGUCGGGCAAGAAUUUGAUUCUCAGGGAAGAUUUACUGGAAAAUAUCAACUUAAGAAUUUUAGUAUUGACCAAAAGAAAAGAGUUUCUUCUUGCGGCUCUUUAAACGUGAAGAGAAGAAAAGAACUAACUUUAUUAUGGAAAGACGCAUUGGCGUUUGUCUCCAAAAUUUCUGUGCUAAUCUCAAAUAUGAAAGUGGACUUAUCACUUUUGGAAGAAUUAAAAGCUGAAGAACGAAAGUUGCAAAUGGCAUUAACUGCAUGCAAUUUUUUGCAGCAAAUUUGUAUUAAAAUAGUUUCUUCGGAUCUUUCUUUUGCGCACUCUUGCGACCUCGAAACCGUUUUGUGGAGGAGCGCUUAUUACAAGUUAGUUGUUUGGUUCAGAACUCAAAUUGCUGACGUGAACGAAGCUAUAGUGAGACACAGAGAAACGCGCGAUAACACUUCUCUUUCUCCCGAGACCCGUAAAAGUGCAGAGGAAACUUUGAUAACUGCAACAUAUCAUCUCUCCAAAAUUUAUGAAACAUUUAUUACUUUUUUAAAAGAAGGGGUUGAGGGGUAUCGAAGCAUCAUUGAUACUCUCCAGCAGAACUAUAAGUUUACUUUGAAUGUUCACAUUAUCAAUGACUUGAAGGGGAGUCUAGAUCAAACAUAUAUUGAACUUCUGCCCCUUCAGGAAGAAGUAGAAGAAAGUUUACAAAGUUUUAAGAACUCUAAAGUUAUUAAACAGUCGAUACUAACAUGUCAUCGCUCGUUUAUUUGCGCGGGUGAUCUCGAGCGUUAUAUGCAACAGUACGCGUCAUCUGCCUCACUCCUGGACCUGCCCGCCUCCUCCACUACCCCUCUGCUCCACGGCUACCGCUUAGCCGCCUCUUAUUACUGCUGCGCACGAGGGCUCAUAUACAGAAAUUCCAAGCCUUACAACCAAUUGGCUGUCGUCUCCUUACACGAGGGCGAUUAUUUUUCCGCUGUCUACUUUUAUAUUCGUAGUUUGCUUGUGAUGAAACCGAUCCUCACCGCGAGAGAUAGUUUAACUCAAGUAUUUGAAUCAGUCAAAACUAAAAAUAAUGAUUUGCUGGAAUCUGUGGACCGAUUGGUGAUUGAACUCUCGAACAUUCACAUAAAAGAAAAGUAUAAAAGAAAAUCUUUUUUAAAAGAAGUCUGGAUUAUCGAUAACGUUUGCAAGUUUGAUUCUGAUGAACGCCACAAAGAAAAAAAAGAACGUAAAAACUUUCAGUUUUCUUUUGUAGAUUUUGAUAAAUACAAAGAAAAAUGUGCAGUUAACUGCGCUGAAGAAGAGGCUGCAGAUUUUCUUCUUUUGUAUCACGGAGCCUUAUUUUCUCGGACUGGCGUGGAACGUCUUUUUUCUUUCCAACACAAUUUUCUCAAUCGUGUACUUUUCGCCCAGAAAACGGGAACGAGUUUCUCUACAUCAUUUCUUCUCCGUGGUGCUGUUAUUUGCAUUUUCAGUUGCGAAGAACGAAUGGAUAUUCCCGUCAAAGUCUCCGGAACGCCCUUAUUGAAUGCCGAUGAGUUUCCUGCACUCACUGGUGGAAGCAAAACUGGCAAAGAUGAUACUUUUAAUGCGUUUUUGAAAAACCAAGAAAACGUUUUGUGGAAGUUUUCAUUUUCAUUUCUUAUUGAAUAUCUUCUUGUGUUAAUCCAAUUGGUCCUCGCUAAUACUGAAUUGGUUAAAACUGUUUUUCCGUGCAUAAAAAUUAUAUUUCUUUGGUUUGUUUCGCGGAAGGAUCUUGUGCUUCCCUUUUUGACAAGUGUAAUGUUUAGCCCCGAUAACGCAAGUUUUAUCAAAAAAGCUUUUGAAUUUUAUCCCGAACUUUUUCCGAAGUCUUAUAAAAAUAAAAUGGAAGAUGACGAUUUCUAUAUUUUAUAUUUUUGGAAACUUUUUUCAGAUUUAUUAAACUUUUGUGAUAAUAAUAACAAUAACAAUAAAAAUACUGAUAAUAAAUUUUUGUGGGAAGACCUAAUGGUGUUGGGAAUAAAGCCACUUAGCGAUGCCUAUGAAGUUUUUUUUGGUAAAGAAGUUUAUGACAACAUCGAUAUCAGAUUGAUAAAUGAUUCAUUUGCAAGUGAAAUAACACGCAGAAUCACAAUCUUAGGCAUCGGCACUUAUAUUGUUUCAGAACUUCUUCCGAUCUAUGAAUACGAUUAUUAUAAUUGUUGUGUUCAGAAUUGCGGUUUUUUUAGUCAACCUACAACAAGAGAAAGCAAUAGAAAUACUGUUUUAAGUAAAGUCCCAACCACUUUUGUAACAAGCACUCCUUCGCCAGUCGACACCCAACACCCGACUAUAAUAAAGGAAUUCACAACGGGGGAUACUGAAUGCCAAGAGUCAUCCUUUACACAUUUGAAAGAAAAACAACAACAACUUAUUGGCGCUAUAAAAACUAAACAAACUUACGAGAGUCUAUUAUCGGAAAAAAGGAAUGAAGAAAGCAUUGCUGUCGUUAUCCACGUGGCACCAGUGAACCUUGUUUUCGAUACAAAUUGCUUUAUAAGUUAUUUGCCCAUCAUACAAAAACUAUUGAACGCCCAAAAGUUUACUAUUAUCUGUCCACUUGUGGUAUUCAACGAAAUUACAGGGCUCACGAAAGGAGAGGAUGAAGGGAGCGCAACAGAACUUGUUAAUAGAGAUCGUGUAAACUUUUUAAAAGAAAAGUCAAGAGAAGCGCUGAUUUUCCUUAAAAAAGAGUUUGCACUGAAGAAUCCUUUUAUCAAAAUGAUGACUUUUAGCGGAAACGUUUUGAAUACUCUUAAGUUCAGAAAUGAACAGCAGAUUUAUUCGCCUCAACACAUCCUCGGUAACGACGACUUAAUUCUGCACGCAACAACAGAACUUUCGAAGCGGUCUUCUAUUAAAAAAGACACAGCCACGGAUCUAUUUCGGAACGUAGUUCUUGUGACCAAUGACAUCAAUUUAAAAACACGUGCUCAUUCGGAAAGACUGCCCGUUCACGAUAUGAAAAGUCUUAAAAAAAUUUUAUCCGAAUACUUAUCAAAUGAAAACGAAAGCCUUUUAUUAUAAUAAAU